Molecule: messenger RNA, 1053 nt
Organism: Camelina sativa (false flax)
Lineage: Eukaryota; Viridiplantae; Streptophyta; Magnoliopsida; Brassicales; Brassicaceae
Source: RefSeq, a predicted model, not a curated record
AUGAAGACUAGGAUGAGGAAGAAGCAGCUGUCAUCGACGGCGCAAUCUUCGAACCCAAGUCAGUGGCUUCCCGAUGAUUUGGUAUUGAUCAUCGUAGCACGCGUCUCAGUAUUGUACUAUCCGACUCUCUCCUGGCUUCACCAGAGCUACAAGGUUAGGUCAUUCUUGGGCCACACCGAAAGUUGUCUCUAUGUUUGCUUUAAAAUGAAACCUUAUAAGACCCCUACGUGGUUCACCCUCUGCCGGAAACCUGAUCGAACCCUAACCAGUAGUAAGGAGAGGAGAUCAGAUGGUCAUGUUUCAGCUACAGUCCCAAUGAACCAUUCCCCUGAUGUACGAUUUUCGAGUCUCGUGGCCGUUGGUUCUGAUAUUUAUAACAUUGGCGUACCCCAAGCCAGGCUCAAAGCGUCCUCCUCCUCCUCCUCCUCUUGCGUCUCCGUUCUAGAUUGCCGGACUCACACUUGGCGCGAGGCUCCAAGCUUGCCUGUGGAGCUAUUCACAGUUGCUGCUGGCGUCCUUGAUGGAAAGAUAUAUGUAGUAGGAAAAUCCCCAGAUGGCAGGAAACGGAAGAACUCGUUUCAGGUGUUGGACAUAAAGACACAAGUUUGGGAUUCUACGGUCAUCCCUUUGAUAAAGAGCAGUCAUUUCGACAAUACCGCAUGUAUUGACGGAAAGUUCAACGUGGUGACUUACGAAAAAGUGGUUGCUUACGAUCCCAAGGAGGAUAAUGUUUUGUACUGUGCUGCUGACGGAGGGCUUAGAUGGUAUGACUCUCGGGUAAGACAGUGGAGAGAUUUGAAGGGUUUGGUAGGACUAUCCAGGUUCAGUCCUGAUGAUCAGGUUAGAUUGGCAGAUUAUGGUGGAAAGAUGGCGGUUAUGUGGGGCGUUGAGGUUCCUUGUAGUUCAGGCUAUCCCACGAUCAUUUGUUGUGCGGUGAUUGCGCUUGAAAGGCUCAAUAGUUGUGAAAUUUUUGGGAAAGUUGAGUGGGUUGAUCGUGUGUUUACAGUCUUUGGCCCAUUUACUUUCGUAAAAGUUAUUGGUGCUACUGUCUGA